CGCGCCCUGACCUGAGCCCUCGGUUGCUAGGAGACGAGGGAGCGAGCGGUGCCCCCGUGAAAGCGGCCCGGGCGGCCGCGCGCGGGGAUGAUGCUGGACCAGGACAGCGGGCUCUCCCUCGUCAUCGCGCACAUCGUGCAGAGACUCAAGGGCUCCAGCCUCCACUCCCAGCUGGAGCGACAGGCGCGGGUUAGUCUACACAAGCCAGAAAUUAAACUUGAAUCACUAAAAGAAGAUAUUAAGCAAUUUCUGAAAGAAUCAGGAUGGGAAAAGAAGCUUCAGAAUGCUGUUUACAGUGAACUCAAUGUGUUCCCUUCUCCCUGUCAUCCAGCGGCUCCCGCUGAGCAAAUGAAGGAACCAUUAGCUUAUAUGAGGAAGGCACAGGGAAGCUGGGAGAAGCGAAUUCUGAAGAGCCUGAAUAGCAUGUGCACAGAACUCAGUAUCCCAUUAGCGCAGAAGCGACCCAUAAGUGAGCAAAAAGAACUUCUUAAUAAAUGGAAUGAAAUGGGAACUGAUGAGCCAGAUCUAAGUCUUUUCCGACCAGUAUAUGCACCUAAAGAUUUUCUUGAGGUGCUGAUGAACCUCCGCAAUCCAAAUUAUGAAAAUGGGGAUCAACCUAGUUCUAGAAAUCACCUGGGUCUAAUUCAAGUACCUUUAAAAGUUAAAGAUAUUCCUGAACUGAAAGAAUAUUUUGGUGAACUAGACUUGAAUACAGGACAACUGGGCAUUGAUGAUUCUGCACAAGUACCACCUGAACUCUUUGAAAAUGAGCAUUUACGUAUUGGGCAAAAAGUUUUAACAGAACAAGACAGUGCUGCAGCUCAACAGUAUGUUCGCCAGGGGUGUCCAACAGCACUCAGAGCUGAAUUGUGGGCACUCAUUCUGAAUAUUUCAAAUCAACCUGAGGAUAUUUUGUAUUAUGAGCAGCUUAAGUCAAAUGUGGUUCAGCAUGAUCUUUUAGUGGACAGCCUGAUUUACAAGGAUGUAAAGCUGACAGCAAGCAAUGAUGACUACUACUUUGUAUUUGAGGAUUAUCUAUAUCAGGUAUUACUCUGCUUUUCCCGCGAUACAUCAGUACUGGAGCACUUUACUUACAGCAGUGCUACCCCACCCAAGUCAUACAUACGAGGAAAACUUGGAAUGGAAGAAUAUGCUGUUUUUUACCCACCAAGUGGUGUAAUUCCUUUUCAUGGCUUUUCAAUGUAUGUUGCUCCACUUUGUUUUCUGUACCAUGAACCUUCCAAAUUGUAUCAGAUAUUCCGUGAGAUGUAUGUGCGUUUUUUCUUCAGACUCCAUUCCAUCUCUUCUCACCCCUCUGGAAUUGUGUCGUUAUGCUUGCUGUUUGAGACCCUUCUUCAAACCCAUCUCCCACAACUCUUUUACCAUCUUCGAGAAAUUGGGGCGCAACCACUACGAAUAUCAUUUAAAUGGAUGGUACGAGCAUUUUCUGGUUAUUUAGCAACAGACCAACUCCUACUUUUAUGGGACAGAAUCCUAGGAUACAACUCAUUAGAAAUUCUUGCUGUCCUGGCAGCUGCUGUGUUUGCUUUCCGAGCAGUGAACCUGAUGGAGGUGACAUCACUGGCUGCAGCUGAAGCUGUACUUGCUGACCUUUCGACCCUGAAGGUUAUGCCUCUUCUUCAAAUCUUCCUGUUUGCCACUGUCACUUGAUCUACUCCAAGGCCACUGACACCACAUACAUCUCCAGUCUUUCACUAGAAACUAAUAAUGAACUAUGCAAUGUCUGCAUAAAACCAAAAUUAACCGUAUGUAUGAAAGUCAUUUUACAGAUCAUGUGUCUCAUACAGAUAAAUCCAAGGUUUCUCAUGGAUAAAACCAUGGCUUUGAACUCCUAUCCUGUGCAUGCUGCUGAGUUUCAUCAUAACAGCAAUAGAUACAAGUGAUUUGAUGGAGGUGGUUAUUUGUUCACAUAAAUAAUACAAACUAGUAUGUAAAAUGCAUGUAAUAUCAAAUGGAAAAAUAAAGGUAACAUAAUUCUCAAUCUA
Molecule: messenger RNA, 2006 nt
Organism: Gavialis gangeticus (Gharial)
Lineage: Eukaryota; Metazoa; Chordata; Crocodylia; Gavialidae
Gene: TBC1D19
Product: TBC1 domain family member 19
Exons: 21
Coding region: 88-1671 (527 amino acids)
Source: RefSeq, a predicted model, not a curated record